Messenger RNA from Ceutorhynchus assimilis (cabbage seed weevil), 1099 nucleotides. NCBI's taxonomy places the organism in Eukaryota, Metazoa, Arthropoda, Insecta, Coleoptera, Curculionidae. The record is from the annotation of a GenBank genome assembly.
UUUAUUAUUAACACACAAAUAGGUAGAAAAUGUAUCCAAGCAACCGAUGUAUAAGAUGUUUUAUCGAUAGUCAGUGCUGUGACCCAUAUCCAGAAGAAUACCCCAACCAAAAGAAAUUUAAGGUGGAGUAUGGCAUCCCCUAAACCUCCGCCACCACCUUCAGGAGGCAUGUGUCCCAGAUUGAGCGUGCGCCAGGGAGCGAUGGCUUUGAGAGGGAUAGCGCGUUUCCUUCACCGAGUCCGACCCCAACACACUGGCGGCGGCGAUUCAAAACAAUCCAAACCGGUCAAAGGGAAAAAAAGCAAACGAAUGGGCGAAAAAGAAAUCUACAAGUGUUCGCCGAAACUUAUCGAGAAGUUGAAGAAGGAUACUUUGUUUACAAGAAAUGAAAUUGAAGCUCUUUACAAGAUUUACAAGAAGCUCGUCACCUUCAAUAAGACCUCAUCGAAAAUCAAUCAAAAAGCUGCAACUUCAGUAAUUACAAGCCCUGUAACAGCUUCAGAGGGUAUCGAUAGGACAGUUUUCCGAGAAGUUCUCCACAACACGUUCGAUAUCGUCACCGAAAACAUGCUGAUGGAUCGAAUUUUUUGCGUUUGGGACAAACCUAACUGCGGCCUGAUAACUUUGGACAGUUGGUUUUCCGGCAUGUCGCUUUUCUUAAAAGGCAACACUACGAAACAAAUCGAAUACUGUUUCGCUGUUUACGAUCUCAACGGCGACGGACACAUUACUAAAGACGAAAUGUUUCAGCUUUUACGAAAUUGUUUGAUUAAAUUUCCACAAGAAGAAGAUCCGGAAGAGAGCGUCAAAGAUUUGGUGGACAUAGUCAUAAGGAAAAUGGACAAGGACAAGGAUGGCAAAGUGUCUUUGGCCGAUUACCAAGAAACUGUAAUUGGUGAACCUUUGCUGUUGGAAGCUUUUGGACGGUGUCUACCAACUGAGAAAUCGAAAAUUACUUUCUUGACUACUUUGAGAUUCUGAAUUGUUGUGAUUUACUGAUAUAGAAUUUGCCAUUAUGAGAAAUAGAAAAUUUAGAAAUUGAGUUUUUGCUUGAGUCUUCAGGAACUAAAAAACAAACCAUUUAUUACCUACCCACAAU